GUUUAUGAGAAGUACUUACAUUUAAUUCAUUUUAUAUUCAUUAGCUUUUUUACGGAAACCCAUCAUAGACACAGUGCUAUGGUCGAUUGCAUUUGUUCUCUUAAACCAAGCUUGGUUGUAAAUAGUUCCUGGGAUCAACACCGGAAUGCAUGAAUUCCUCCCUGCUGAGAGGCAGGGGCACUCUGUCCAUGUUCAAAGAAGUAUUAUCAUGCACUCAAACCUUCCAUUCUUACUAGUCAAGAUACAGAUUGAAGCUGCAGUUCUGGAUAUCAGACAAGCACCAGCCUUUUGAGGUUCUUUUGCUAGACCGAAUCGGAGAACGAGGCGGCCUUUCUCACUUUUCCGUAUAGCGGAGCAAAGCUCAGCGGAGGCCCCGAGAGGGCGCAACCCAGGGCGGAACCCCACCCCGCUCGCUCACUCGGCGGCCGUACUGUUCAAGAGGACGGGAAGGGGGUGGGUGCGAUGAGGUAGAGAAUGGCCGCGCAUGCGCAGUGCCGGACCUAAGCGGCCGCGGUGAUGGCUGCGCAGUGACGGUUGGAUCUAACGGUUGCUAUUGACAUUGGAGCUGGGCGUGUGGUGGAUGGCUCUUGCGCGGAGGGCGGCUAGGAGCGACAAAGCCGUUAGCUCUGCGGAAGAGGCGCAGGGAACCCAUGGUAAUAUGGACGCGCUGAAACUCUAGGCGGAGCAGCCUCCCCCGCCCCUACCAGAGCCGGGCCCAGGCCGUCUCCCUGCGCCGGGUCGCGGAUCCUGCCACCGCCCCCCCGAUGCGGGGCCUCCCCUCCGCCUGAGGCGCCCGGGGAGGGCGAGGGAGCGAGGCCGGCAUGGCCGGCCGCUUGGAGUAAUCCGCGGGGAGCCGCCGCUGGUAGCGAGGAAGAGCUGCGGCGGUGGCAGUGGCGGGGGCGGGCGGGUGGGGGAGCAGGCAAGUGGAGAAAAGCAGGCCCGGCCCUGGCUGUGACGGCGCGUCGAUGCGGGGCUAGGAGCGCAGCCGCCCCUCGGCUUGCCCUGCCUGGGCGCAGAGCCGCGCUUUCUUCUCAGCCCGGAGCCGUUGGCCUCAGCGUCUGCGAUGAACCCGGUGAAUGCUACAGCCUUGUACAUCUCCGCCAGUCGCCUGGUACUCAGCUACGGCCCCGGGGAAGAUCCGCAGUGCCUGGCCGAGAUCGGCAAGCUGCUGCCCUACUUCCGGCAGUCGCUCUCCUGCUGCGUGUGCGGAAACCUGCUGCAAGAUCCAAUUGCACCCACCAACUCUACAUGUCAACAUUAUGUCUGCAAAACCUGUAAAGGCAAGAAGAUGAUGAUGAAACCAUCAUGUAGUUGGUGCAAAGACUAUGAGCAAUUUGAAGAAAAUAAACAGUUAAGCAUUCUGGUGAACUGUUAUAAAAAACUAUGUGAGUAUAUAACACAGACACCAUUAGGACGAGAUAUUAAGCAAGCUGUGGACAGUUCCCCAGAUCUUUUGACUUUGCUUAAAGAUGGCACCCCACUCAGUGAUGACACAGAAAAAGCACCUGAUGAACCCUUGGCAUUGUGUUUGAUCCAUUCCCCUUCACCUUCAACUUCAGAGUAUGCUGAGCCUCCAACAAGUUGUUCUAUACCUGAAAGCACCUAUGAUUGUGAUGUAAAAGGCUCCACUGUUAAUGGUCUGCCCAGUUGUAAUGGGCUCUCAGUAGAUAAACUUGAAGUAAAUAUUCCAUCUCCUGAACAUGCAAAUACAGUCAAUGUAUGUAAUCCUGGACAAUACAUAAAAACUGAAGAUAUUUCUAGCAGUCUUCAGCCUAUGUGUGACAUAGUUUCCCCUGGUGACUUGUGUGCAACCGGCAUUGAUAUUCAUGGUUUCAGUGAAGACAUCAAACCUGGUGACCCUCUUUUACUCAGUGUUGAGGAAGUGCUACGGAGUUUGGACUCUAAUGCAGGAGUAUGUAGCCCUAAUCUACAGCACAGCUUGGAAACCAAUUUAACAAAUGGUCCAUUUUUGCAGCUUUCUCCCCCACCAACUAGCCACAAUGUGUAUAUAUCAGUGGAUGCUUCACCUCAUGGGAUUUCAUGUACAGCUGCAACACCUAAGGUAGCAAAAUUAAACAGAAAGCGAUCACGAUCAGAAAGUGACAGUGAAAAGCUUCAGCAUAUUCCAAUUUCUAGCAUUCUUUGCGGCCCAACAUUGGGAGCCUCAGCUCCAAUAAUGAUGAAACAAGAAUCAAAGAUGUCUUUGCAGUCAAUAGCAACUGUACCUAAUGGAGGUACUGCUCCUAAAAUAGGUAAAACUGUACUGUUAUCGAAUAAAAGCAUGAAAAAAAAUAUAGACCAUACCACCAAGAAAUCUCAUCCAAAAUCUAAAUCAGGAAUGCUAAAAAAGUCAAAAGAAAAAAAUCCUAGCAGUCAUGUUGUGCCAGGAAGUCCAACAAAAACUGUGUACAAAAAGGCACAAGAGAAAAAGGGGUGUAAAUGUGGCCGAGCUACACAAAAUCCAAGUGUUCUUACAUGUCGUGGCCAGCGCUGCCCUUGCUACUCGAAUCGCAAAGCCUGUUUAGACUGCAUAUGCCGCGGCUGCCAAAAUUCAUAUAUGGCUAAUGGGGAAAAGAAAUUGGAGGCAUUUGCAGUGCCAGAAAAGGCCUUGGAGCAGACUAGGCUUACUUUGGGCAUUAAUGUGACCAGCAUUGCUGUGCGCAAUGCCAGCACAAGUACCAGUGUAAUUAAUAUGACAGGGUCACCAGUAACGACAUUUUUAGCUGCCAGUACAAACGAUGAUAAGAACUUGGAUGAAACUAUGGACAUGAGAUAUGACUGCUGAGUCUUUCUUUCUUUCACCCCUCCUUUGGUAAGGGGACUGCUACAAUUUGAAGGCAGCUAUGGUUCUCUUUAACUUGCCGGAGCUCCUGCAAAUAGAUCACUUGUAUCAAGUGUUUUCAUUGCUAUGUUGUGUGUUAGUGUCAGGGAAAUAGUUUGCUGGUAAUUGCGGAAUUAUCCCAAAACUGCCUUUAGAUCUUGCAACAUCUCAUAGUUUGAGAUCAAAUGCUAAUGUAAAUGAUUUUUUAAUACAGAACUACUUUUUUGGCAAAUACUGACCUGGUUGUACCAAUUCAUGCUUUGUGCUUAAUCAGAAAUUGAUUUAAUAUACUGAAAUUAUUUCUAGUCAGUCCAUCACAGUUGUGCUAAUUUAUGAUGUAUCCAUGUUCAGUAUCAUCAUUGCAAGAAAAACGACAUGCUAAACAAAUAAA
This is a messenger RNA of Thamnophis elegans (Western terrestrial garter snake), 3212 nucleotides long. RefSeq names its product MSL complex subunit 2 (gene MSL2). The transcript has 2 exons. Lineage: Eukaryota; Metazoa; Chordata; Lepidosauria; Squamata; Natricidae. The record is from RefSeq and is a predicted model, not a curated record. Bases 1064 to 2785 code for a protein of 573 amino acids. Gene Ontology annotation, molecular function: ubiquitin protein ligase activity. Gene Ontology annotation, cellular component: MSL complex.